Eurytemora carolleeae is the source of this 1789-nucleotide messenger RNA. Its product is annotated as helix-loop-helix protein 13. Gene Ontology annotation, biological process: developmental process; regulation of transcription by RNA polymerase II. The transcript has a single exon. The record is from RefSeq and is a predicted model, not a curated record. The coding region runs from base 267 to 779 and encodes 170 amino acids. Lineage: Eukaryota; Metazoa; Arthropoda; Copepoda; Calanoida; Temoridae. Gene Ontology annotation, molecular function: RNA polymerase II transcription regulatory region sequence-specific DNA binding; DNA-binding transcription factor activity, RNA polymerase II-specific; protein dimerization activity.
UAUUGUUUUUUAUUAUGAAAAAUGAGUUUGAAAAGAAAAAGAGCCUGUAAAGUAUUCUGUUAAGAGCAGAUUUCUGCAAAUGAUAUACUCCGAUGGGGGGCGGAGAUCCUCUCUUCUGAUUGGUUGAUAAUCUCCUGCUCCUGCUCUGUGAUUGGUCGGAGGACCUGUGGUGUGCUGUGAUUGGUUUAGAGUAUCCGGGGGGAACUAUGGGGGAAUAUGGUUGUCAGGAACAUGAACAGUAAAUACAAAGGAAGGAAACACUCGACAUGUCCGGUUCCUGGGUACCCUCCCAGUACUACAUUGCUAACUACACUAACAACAACAUGAAGGAGGGAGAGGGUGGGGUGCAUUACCCCCUCCUCCCUCACUACCACGCUCCCGAGGAGCAGGAGACGGAGGAGGGAGAAUACUUCCACACCCUCCGGGUUCAUCCUGUACGAGAAACCAAGAGGGUUGGAAACUGUACAAGCAUCAAUUCUGCGUUUGAGGAACUACGACGACAUGUACCCACAUUCCCAUAUGAGAAACGUCUGUCUAAGAUUGAUACUCUGAGAUUGGCGAUCGCGUACAUUUCUCUUCUCCGGGAGAUCCUCCAGAGUGAGCUUGAACCUGUGGAUUAUAUAGAGCGAAGUUUAAGAGGAGAACUACGAACCCCGGGAAGUAUUCACUGGAACACCAGCGAUCUUACAGCCAGGCUGUCCUGGAUCAAUUGGGAGAAUUUAGGAAUAACUCCGGCUAGAAAUUCAUUUUUAGGAGCUGCUCAAUGCUCGGAUAGCUAGGAGCAGCUAAACUGGAGCAGCCUAAUAUAUUCUUACUGUUACACUUCUUGUUAGUAUAAACGACCUGUUCCUAGCUGUGUUUUGGAACAGCUUAAUAUUGAAUGAAAUACAAAUCAAUAUGUUCCACGGAGCGCCAGUGUUUUAAUGAUGUGAAGAUUAGCUGUUAGUAUCCCCUCAGCCCAUCAGUGUUCCGUAAAUUAUGUGAGGGGUUCCAAGGAGAAGCAAAGUGUUCCUUGGAGUAGCCCAGUGUUUCUUGAGCAGACUAGUGUUCCAUCAAAUAUCUAAGAGUUCCACAAUGUACAUCAGGGUUCCAUUUUAAAUCUAAGGGUUCCGUAUAGAAACACAGUGUUCCUUGAAGUAAGAAGUUGAUAAUGUUCCAUUCUAUAUCUCCAUGGAGAAGCAUUGAGUUCCUCGGAGUAAGUCACUGUUCCAUGGAGAAGCAUAGUGUUUCUUAGAAUAAAGUCCAGUGUUCCAUGAAGUUUCCAAAUGUUCCAUUAUACACAUCAGGGUUCCAUCUUAAAUCUUAGGGUUGAGUGAAGAAACACAGUGUUCCUUGGAAUUGCAUACAUUACUAUCAAGUAUCUUAGGGUUCCAUGAAGAAACUGGUUUUCCUUGGAGUAGCUUAGCGUUCCGAAGAGUCUAGCUUGGUGUUCCGUUAUGGUUUUGACUUGAACGCUUAUAGUUCCAUUAAAAAUAUCACUGAUUCCUUGAUGUAGCUCUGUGUUUCAUUCAGUAUCUCAGGGUUCCAUAACAAACCCUACUGUUCCAGAGAAAAAGAAAACAUUUUAUUCAACUGAAGAUUCAGAAUGUAUAUCAAAAAUAAGAUUAAAACUCGAACAGAACAUUCAGUAUUUAUGUUUCAAUAUAUAUCAUAAACAAUACACAUGUACAUUUUACAUCUUUGUACAUGUUGUACACAGUAUAAUUUACGCAAAAAUAACAUAUCACAAGUGAAUAGUUAAAAUAAUACCGUAUACAAGCAGUUCUUGUGAAAAAAACUAAAUUGUAAG